Messenger RNA from Scleropages formosus (Asian bonytongue), 3578 nucleotides. RefSeq names its product lysyl oxidase homolog 3B-like. Gene Ontology annotation, biological process: peptidyl-lysine oxidation; collagen fibril organization. Gene Ontology annotation, cellular component: membrane. The transcript is spliced from 17 exons. Gene Ontology annotation, molecular function: protein-lysine 6-oxidase activity; copper ion binding. Lineage: Eukaryota; Metazoa; Chordata; Actinopteri; Osteoglossiformes; Osteoglossidae. The coding region runs from base 361 to 2874 and encodes 837 amino acids. The record is from RefSeq and is a predicted model, not a curated record.
CUGGAAGGCUGUACGGCGGGAGAGGAGGGGAGAGGACAGCAGAAGAACAUAGGAGAACACAGGAGGAGGAUACGGGACAAGAUCAUUGGAGAAGGAAAGCAAAAGAGCAGAGCGCAGGAGGAGUUUAUGAGUAAUAGGACUCGCGGAGGAGAACACUGGGUAAGAUGAUAGGGUAAGAAGAUUGGAAAAAGAACCCUGGAGGAGAACAUUGGUCGGAAGAGGACAUAGGAGAACGCUGGAGAAGAACAUUGGAAGAGGACAUAGGAGGAGAAGAAGAGAGAAGAGCAGCGCGAGCCCCAGACAGCGCUCCCCCAUUAUUUCCUAUUUAUAGGGAGCGUCCAUCCAGGUAUUGUCCUGGAGAUGAGGGCUUCGUCGUGGUGGCGGCGUCCCAGUGCCGGGACGGCCCUGCUCCUGGCCGUGUGGCUCAACCUCGGCGUGGGACAGAACCAGCCCUCCGCGCAACCAGGGGGCGACAAACUGAAGCUGCGACUGGCGGGAUACCCCCGCAAGCACAACGAGGGCCGGGUGGAGGUCUUCUACAAGGGACAGUGGGGGACCAUCUGCGACGAUGACUUCACGCUGGCCAACGCUCACGUGCUCUGUCGCCAGCUGGGCUUUGUUUCCGCCACCGGCUGGACGCACAGCGCCAAGUACGGCAAGGGGACAGGGCAGAUCUGGCUGGAUAAUGUGCAGUGCAGCGGCAGCGAGAAGGGCGUCGAGUUCUGCGAGUCUCGCGGCUGGGGUAACAGCGACUGCACCCAUGACGAGGACGCCGGCGUCGUCUGCAAGGACGAGAGGCUGCCUGGCUUCGUGGACUCCAAUGUCAUUGAGAUGCAAGUGGACGAGAACCACUUCCAGGAAGUGCGUCUGCGCCCGGUAGCCGACGGCGCCCCCAAAAGGAUGCCCGUGACCGAGGGGGUCGUGGAGGUGAAGUUCAAAGAUGGCUGGGCGCGAGUCUGCGGCCUGGGAUGGGGCCCCAAAAAUGCACGCGUCGUCUGCGGCAUGAUGGGCUUCCCCAGCGAGAGGAAGGCCAGGAACCUGCACAGAACGAUUAAUAAGAGAGCUGCGAAGUCAAAAGCCCUGAUUGCCAAUUCACCCCAUUCCAGGCAGAAACUAAAUUCUAAAUCUAAGUCUAAACCGAGCAACACAAAGAUCCACAAAAGUGCCGCUUCCAAGCUGGCGAGCAACAUCCGAAUCCAUUCCGUGGCCUGCGCAGGGAAUGAGGUGCACCUGUCUGUCUGCCCCAUGGAGUUCACCAAGGGCAACGUCAGUGUCGCCUGUCCCGGGGGCGUUCCUGCCAUGGUCAGCUGCCUUGCCGGGCCCCAGUUCUCCCACAUCAAUGGCAAGAAAAGGAAGAUCAAGACACCGUCCAAAGUGAGGCUGAAGGGGGGAGCCAAAACCGGAGAGGGACGUGUGGAGGUGCUGAGGAACAACCAGUGGGGGACGGUGUGUGACGACCGGUGGAACUUGCAAGCUGCUAAUGUGGUGUGUCGGGAGCUGGGCUUUGGAAGUGCCAAGGAGGCCUUGACAGGAGCUCGCUUGGGCCAAGGGAUUGGCCCCAUUCACAUGAGCGAAGUCCAGUGCACGGGUUGGGAGAAGUCUCUGUGGAACUGCCACUUCAAGAACAUCACUCUGGGGGACUGCAAGCACUCUGAGGACGCCUCGGUCCGCUGCAACGUGCCCUACAUGGCCUACGAGCAAACGAUGCGUCUCACCGGGGGGCGGUCGCCCACGGAGGGCCGCGUGGAGGUGGCCGCAAAGACCGGGAACGGGACCUGGGUGUGGGGGCUGGUCUGCGGAGAGGGCUGGGGCACACGCGAGGCCACGGUGGUCUGCCGGCAGCUGGGCCUGGGCUACGCUAAGAGCGGCCUGCAAAUCCGGCUGGUUGGCGGACGCAGCACCCACGAGGGGCGGGUGGAGGUUAAGGUGGGGUCCAGGUGGGGCACUCUGUGCAGUGAUGGAUGGACCACGAGGGAGGCUAUGGUGGCCUGUCGCCAGCUGGGCCGGGGCUACUCCCUUCAUGCCAUCACAGAAACGUGGUACUGGGAAACCAACAAUGUGACGGACAUGGUUCUGAGUGGGGUCAAGUGCACCGGGAACGAGAUGUCGCUCAGCCACUGCCGACAUCACGCCGUGGUUAACUGCCAGAAGGCCGGUUCCCGCUUCGCGGCGGGUGUCAUCUGUUCAGACACGGCCUCAGACUUGGUUCUCAACGCCCCGCUGGUCGAGCAGACGGUCUACAUCGAAGACCGGCCCCUGCACAUGCUGUACUGCGCGGCCGAGGAGAACUGCCUGUCCAAGACGGCUGCCAAAGCCAACUGGCCGUACGGCCACCGGCGCCUGCUGCGCUUCUCCUCCGAGAUCCACAACAUCGGGCGCGCCGACUUCCGCCCCAAGGCCGGCCGCCACUCCUGGGUGUGGCACGAGUGCCAUAGGCAUUACCAUAGCAUGGACAUCUUCACGCAUUACGACCUGCUGUCGGUCAACGGCACCAAGGUGGCAGACGGCCACAAGGCCAGCUUCUGCCUGGAGGACACCGAGUGCCAGGAAGGCAUCUCAAAGCGCUACGAGUGUGCGAACUUCGGCGAGCAGGGUAUUACAGUGGCCUGCUGGGACCUGUACCGCCACGACAUCGACUGCCAGUGGAUCGACAUCACCGACGUUAAACCGGGAAACUACAUACUGCAGGUCAUCAUAAACCCUAACUACGAAGUGGCGGAGAGCGACUUCACCAACAACGCCAUGAAGUGUAACUGCAAAUACGACGGGCAUCGCAUUUGGCUGCACAAGUGUCACCUCGGCGACGCAUUCAGCGAAGAAGCCGAGAAGAGGUUUGAACAGUAUCCCGGACAACUGAAUAACCGAAUUUCAUAACUGAGCCGGGCUUCCAAAACAGGCGACAAAGGUCGCAUGGGAGUCGCGGUGUAAUUUCUCGGUUGGUGCUUCUUUCGUACAUCCCAGCCAUCGUGAACCGCUUGGUUCCAGUGAACAAAAGAACCAAGACAAACCCCAGCAAGCAGCUGAAAUGAAAAAGGGAUGAGUCCGAUUACUUGUCACAGAAUUGUGAGGUGCUCCACUCUUUUUUUUUAUACUCUCGCUAUCCUUUACCCUUCAUCAGGAACAAUGCAGCUUCUUCACAGCAAGUGCAUGAGAUGUAGGUAGUAUUAUGUUCGAAUAUCUAGUAACCUUUUAUAAAUGUCUCUCUUGGAAUAAUAAAAAAAACAUGAAGCUCUGUGUAAUUUCUAGCUGUGAACAAAGCUGUCUUUGGGAUUUUUAAAUUAUUAUUAAAGUGCAGCCUGUAGCUGAAUAAGAAUAAAUAUGAGUAAAUUAGUUGUUGCAGUUUAAAUCGCAGUUCGGUGUCUCCUAAACUGGCAAACACAAUUGGGACCAAAAAUAUUUUUGAAACUCGAUUUGUUCCUAAAUCCAAAUCCAAAGUCACUUUUCCCUCUCAGUGACUAUAAAUAAAAGCUACCUAAUAUCAACCAUCCUUCCAUUUAUUCAUGGGUGAGAUUCUCUAACACCCUCAGAUGAAGCUUCAGUUAAUUUAAAAAUACUCUUCAAUUUGUCGUUCCGUUACA